GACCUGGGAUUCGGUUGUGACGUCAGGCCGGAGUGAAUUAAGAAACGUGGCCUUAGCAGAGCAGCGGAAGGGUCUGUUUGGAAAGUCGGCGAUCAUUAGAAGUCCUUCAUUUGACAGUCCUGUGAUAGUUAGAAUUUGAAAAUCGUACAGCAAUGGCCGAAGUUGAGCAGCCCUUCCCGGAGGAAUCCGUUCUUAUCAAUGCCUCCAGCAGCAACGGUAGUGACCUGGCUAACGUCACGGCGGCUAAGUUCGUGUCCACUCCGGAGGGAACGGCGAUAGCUUACGGUAGCCUGGUCUUUAUGGCGCUACUGCCCAUAUUUUUUGGUGCGCUGCGCUCAGUCAGCUGUGCCAAAAGCAAGAACUCCUCGGAUAUGCCAGAGACUAUUACCAGUAGAGAUGCGGCUCGCUUUCCUAUAAUUGCUAGCUGCACACUUUUUGGACUGUACCUCUUUUUCAAAAUAUUCUCUCAAGAGUACAUUAACUUGCUUUUAUCAAUGUACUUCUUUGUGUUGGGUGUUUUGGCAUUAUCGCACACCAUCAGUCCAUUCAUGAAUAGAGUUUUCCCUACAAACUUUCCAAAUAAACAGUACCAGCUGCUUUUUACCCAAGGUUCUGGAGAAAGUAAGGAAGAAAUUGUGAACUAUGAAUUUGAUACCAAAGACCUUGUGUGCCUUUGCUUUAGCAGUGUGGUUGGUGUUUGGUAUUUACUGAAAAAGCACUGGAUAGCCAAUAAUCUGUUUGGGCUUGCUUUUGCUCUGAAUGGUGUAGAGCUACUUCAUCUCAACAAUGUCAGCACAGGAUGUAUCCUACUUGGAGGUCUAUUUAUCUAUGAUGUGUUUUGGGUAUUUGGGACAAAUGUCAUGGUGACGGUGGCCAAAUCUUUUGAAGCACCAAUUAAAUUGGUUUUUCCUCAGGAUCUUUUAGAAAAGGGACUUGAGGCCAACAACUUUGCCAUGCUUGGUCUGGGGGAUAUUGUUAUUCCAGGUAUUUUUAUUGCUUUACUGCUACGUUUUGAUGUUAGUUUAAAGAAGAAUACCCGUACCUACUUCUACACCAGCUUUUUAGCAUACAUAUUUGGUUUGGGCCUGACAAUCUUUGUUAUGCAUACUUUUAAACAUGCUCAGCCUGCACUACUUUAUCUGGUUCCAUCGUGUAUUGGUUUCCCAGUCUUGGUUGCCUUGAUUAAAGGAGAAGUUACAGAAAUGUUCAGAUAUGAAGAAAACUCUGCUGAACCCUUGGAAGAUGCCACGGAAGAAAAAGAAAAGAAAGACCUGUAGCGGAGAUUGAGUUGAAGAUUCUCCUACUGUCUGAACAUUUCAUGCCCAUUUGUAUUGAUAUUGCUGAUGAAAUUCUUCUUGUUCCCUAUUUUGUGUAUGAAUGUGUUUUAUGAGGAAGCAAAUGAUAUAAAAUAUGAACAUGUAUCUAGAUGACUAGAUAAAUGUUUAUUAUAUGUCUGUAUUUCAUACUUUUUGUCCUCGGUCCCCUUGGUGAAACUUGAGCCCAUCAAAAUGUAAGGAUAUCUGUGCCUAUGCAUUACAUUUUAGUUUUUUUUGGUUUUAUUAUACUUGUGCUUCUUGGUAAGGUAAAGCAGUAUGUUAUUAUGGUUAAACAAGAAUUUUAAGUUUAAUUGCAUUUAUGUGGAAACCUCCUGAAUGUAAAUGCCCCGUCCCAUGCAAAAAAAAAA
This is a messenger RNA of Polypterus senegalus (gray bichir), 1684 nucleotides long. RefSeq names its product histocompatibility (minor) 13 (gene hm13). The transcript is spliced from 12 exons. Gene Ontology annotation, biological process: membrane protein proteolysis. Lineage: Eukaryota; Metazoa; Chordata; Cladistia; Polypteriformes; Polypteridae. Bases 153 to 1277 code for a protein of 374 amino acids. Gene Ontology annotation, cellular component: membrane; cytoplasmic side of endoplasmic reticulum membrane; lumenal side of endoplasmic reticulum membrane. The record is from RefSeq and is a predicted model, not a curated record. Gene Ontology annotation, molecular function: aspartic endopeptidase activity, intramembrane cleaving.